Molecule: messenger RNA, 483 nt
Organism: Cylicostephanus goldi
Lineage: Eukaryota; Metazoa; Nematoda; Chromadorea; Rhabditida; Strongylidae
Source: the annotation of a GenBank genome assembly
CUAGCUCGUCCACCGGCUACUCCUACCAAGGUGGGACCACCAGGUGGUAUGAGAACUGUUGAAAGCGCAGCUCCACCUGGUAGUAGGGACCGUGUGAGGCAAGAAGCUGCUCCAAUUCUGCAGUCCUCGCAGUCGAAGCAGCUAGAGCUCGACUCGAAGCAGCUUCUGCCACCACCGUUGUCAGCUCAGCUACAAGAGAAAUGCACGCAGCCAGUGGAGCCCGGACCAUGCAAACACUUCGUAGAUCGAUGGUUCUUCAAUACCGAAGAUGGCACAUGCCAUCCUUUCAAGUAUGGCGGAUGUGCCGGAAAUCGCAAUCACUUCUUCACUCAAAACGAAUGCGAAAUACACUGUGCUCGUUUCUUGCAUUACGGUCGUCGUCGUCCAUCUUCACCUCACUUCCUCAGUUCUAUUUAUGUUCAAAGCACGCUUCCAUACUACCGCUUUUGCUUCAAACGCUUCGCAUGCUGUAUCUAUACUUGA